Messenger RNA from Physcomitrium patens, 1933 nucleotides. Its product is annotated as lipid phosphate phosphatase 2. Gene Ontology annotation, cellular component: membrane. NCBI's taxonomy places the organism in Eukaryota, Viridiplantae, Streptophyta, Bryopsida, Funariales, Funariaceae. Gene Ontology annotation, molecular function: phosphatidate phosphatase activity. The record is from RefSeq and is a predicted model, not a curated record. Gene Ontology annotation, biological process: phospholipid metabolic process; phospholipid dephosphorylation.
CAAAGCCUCACCGACACGUUCGUGAUCCGAAGAGCUGUUUGUGGUGUCGGGGUCCGGCGACGUCGUCCCAUGCCGAUGAGUGCCGCCCGGUAUUGCUAUUCGGCGUCGAAUCCGUUGCAAGCUCAUGUCGUCGAAGCGUAAUUCUGCCAGCGAGGAAUUCGGAACCGCGAGGGUGGACCGUGGGCUAAUGUCCAGCCGAUCACGUAUCAGGGCCGGGAUGGGUCACCGAGACGACGAGGCGGAUCCUGCUGUAUUUUCAAGUCGGAGAAAUUGCGGGAUGCCUGACAUUUGUUGCCUUGCCAGAUGAUGACGUUGAGCCGACAGCUUGGCAAGUCAAGGCAGGCAAGGCAUAGGCUGUGAAUGAAUGAACCCCUCGAGCAAAGGUUCCCGUUAUUUCGGACGCUGCUGUGCCUGCACCUUUCACUUGUUGCACGGGUGCGUGUUGUGUUGGAGCGUUGUAUGUUCUGUUCGGCUUUGUCGUGGCUGGCUGGAAGCCAAUGGUGACCUAAUGGUUUUAGUGAGUAGUAUUCUCUGAAAUGGAGUUUUAAGAGACCCAGCAUUUUUCAUAGGUUGGGUCGGCAGGCAGAUUCGAGCUCUUCGAUCUAGAAGGUUAAAAUGAGUUCCGGCAUGCGAACUGGAUGGGACGGCGACGGGGAUCGGGUCCCAUUGGAACGGUCGCACCACAAGGUGCGGCUCGUGCAGCUAAUUAAGCAUCACCUGCGGGACUGGGUGUGGAUUGGGGUUAUGAUUGUCCUGGAGAUUAUUGUCUACGUUGUGAUCCCCCCAUUCCAACGUUUCGUGGAUGAAGAUAAAAUGCAGGACUACAAGUACCCAACAGGUCCAGACACUGUACCAGUGUGGUCCAUUGGGGUUGUGGCUGUUCUGGUUCCGUUUCUUUUCUUUGUCGCGUACUACGUCAGGAGGAGGAGUAUUCGUGAUUUCCACAAUGCUUUUCUUGGUCUUGCAACAGCGAUCACUCUGACUGCACUUUUCACUGAUUCCGUAAAGAACAUGGUUGGAAUGCCGCGUCCCGACUUCUUCGAUCGAUGUUUUCCUGAUGGUAUCGCGGUAUACACCAAUGACGAGCAUAGACGAGCAAUUUGUCAUCCCACUAACAUGAAGGAGUACAAUGAUGGUUUUAAAAGUUUUCCUAGCGGCCAUGUAUCAUGGUGCUUUGCUGGCCUUGGUUACUUGUCACUGUACUUGGCGGGAAAACUGAGCCUUUUUGACAAGAGAGGCUACUCUUCCAGAGUGUUUUUCGUGCUGUUUCCUCAAUUGGUUGCGGUUUUGAUUGCAAUUUCUCGGGUGAACGAUUACCAACAUCGGUGGGUGGACAUCAUUGGUGCAGCAAUCUUAGCACUUCCUAUUGCAUACUUCUGUUACAGGCAACAUUUCCCAAGUAUCUAUGCCGGAUCAUGGGCUGGAUAUCCUUUCGAAUACGAACCGCAAGGAAUUUUUAGUCAUGGCCUUCACGGUCCUAAAGCAAUUCCUUCUACAAAUGCUCCACAGAACGAUCUGGAAAUGGGCAGAACGGACAAGAGGAGGGUGGACGGAGAAUCUCUUGAAAUGCAGUAGAGGACUUGGACUUGCUCUGCCCGUGGUUUUGUAGAAGUGAAUUUAGAUGUAGGGGCAUUGAAACCCUGAAGCUUAAGAUGUUCUGUUAGCGAUUAAAACAAAAAAAGGAAAAAAAAAAAGCAUACGAUUUGUAUGAAAUUAGACAUUGUGCAGAUGUGAAGUAGAAGUCUGAUAGAAGACCUCCAUCGUUUCAAGCAGACUGGCCAAUUUAUUAGAACCUUGACACCUUGGUUGAUUUAAUGGAUGAAACUUUUGUAUGACAGGCAGAGGAGUCAGAUAACAGGGGAAUUAGUCGAGAGCUUUGUUCUUUUGCUCUGUAUUUAUUUUCUUUCAUUCUGAACUACUUUUUUGUUUUAUA